Messenger RNA from Serendipita indica DSM 11827, 2196 nucleotides. The record is from the annotation of a GenBank genome assembly. NCBI's taxonomy places the organism in Eukaryota, Fungi, Basidiomycota, Agaricomycetes, Sebacinales, Serendipitaceae.
AUGAAGCUUGACCUCGCGCUGCUCGCCUCUGGCUCUGCGUUUAUUGGAGGAACUUGGGCUGCUAUCACACCACGCUCAUGGACCGAAUCCUAUACACUCGCAAAUGCCACUGUAUCCCAAAUGACACUCGAUGAGAAAAUCGGUGUUGUGACGGGUGUCGGAACAUUCAAUUCACGUUGUGCAGGGAGCACGACGCCGGUGGCGCGCUUGGGCAUUCCUAGCUUUUGCCUCAACGACGGUCCAGCGGGGAUUCGGCAGACGAAAUUCACCACUGGGUUUCCUACGGGUAUCAAUGCUGCUGCUACAUUUUCUAGGCGGCUCAUGACGGCGCGUGGUGUUGCGCUCGGCGAAGAGUUUCGUGGCAAGGGUAUCCACGUGUACCUCGGUCCUGCUCUGGACAUUUCGCGCAAUCCCAAGGGUGGUAGAAAUUGGGAGAGCUUUGGUCCCGACCCAUACUUGACAGGCGAAGCCACGUAUGCGACCAUUCAAGGCGUCCAAUCCGUCGGCGUCCAAGCCUGCGCGAAACAUUUCCUCGCCAACAACCAAGAACACUGGCGAUACGGUCUCUCCGCGGACAUUGACGAUCGCACGACGCACGAGUUAUACCUGUACGGGUACUACAAAGCCGUCGAGGCGGAUGUAUCGUCGCUCAUGUGCGCGUACAACCGGAUUAACCAAACCUCUGCAUGCCACAAUGCCGCUCUCCUCGGUCCAAACGGCUACGCCCGCGCGUCUCCCAAUGCCAAUGGUAUUGGAUUCCAAGGAUAUGUCGUCAGUGAUUGGGGAGCGACGCAUGACUCGGCGGCGGAUAACGCAAAUGCUGGGCUAGACAUGGAACAACCGGGAGAUUACAUCGUCAUUGGCGGUGGCGUAUACCGUGGUCUGAAAUCAGCCGUCAACAGCGGUGCAGUGACAGUUGGCCGCCUCAAUGAAAUGGUCAUCCGCGUCCUCGCUCCCUUUUACCGUCUCCGACAAGAUGCUCCGGAUUUCCCACCGACAAACUUUGAUAUACAACACACCGACGGCUCGGGCUCACUCAACCAAAACGUCAACGUCCGCUCUGACGCACACACGGCGCUCGCGCGUGAGAUUGCGGCUGCCAGUGCCGUCUUGUUGAAGAAUAGCGUCGUCAAUGGUGGGUUGGGUAAUACAGGCGGCAAAGGGUUGCCUAUCAAGAAUGGAUGGAAGGCGAAUGUGGCGGUUGUCGGGCAGGAUGCAAAGAUGCCAAAGGAUGGAUGUUACUUGAACGAGUGCAACGAGGGUGUCAUGGUCGUCGGAUGGGGAUCCGGCUCGUAUGCGCUCACAUACGUCGUCCCGCCCAUCGACUCGAUCACUACAAAGAUUACUGGAUCUGGUGGAACUGUCACCUCGAGUCUGUCCAACGACAUCAACGCAGGUGUAAACGCCGCGCGAGGUAAAGACGCUGCGUUUGUGUUUGUCAACGCCAUGUCGGGCGAACUCGGGUUCUAUGACAAUGUCGUUGGCAACAUGGGUGACAGAAACGAUUUGGAUCUGUGGUGGAAGGGCGGGAGUCUUGUCGAGGCUGUCGCGGCGGUGAAUCAGAAUACGAUUGUGGUCGUGCAUUCGGUUGGACCUGUUUCGCUUUCUUGGGCGAAUCAUCCGAAUGUUACGGCUAUCAUUUAUGCGGGUGCACCUGGAGAACAGGCUGGACCGUCGCUGGUUGAUGUGAUGUGGGGAGCGGUCAAUCCUAGUGGACGGUUGCCGUUUAGCAUGGACGACAACGAGAAUCGAAUACACCGAGAAACUCCUGGUCGACUACGAUAUAUGGACUCCAAGGGCAUCAACCCUCGCUAUCCCUUUGGAUUCGGACUGUCGUACACGACGUUUGCCUAUUCGUCGCUGAGCAUCACGGCCUCGACCCCGUCGUCGCUGACCUCGACCGCGUAUACGAUUACAUUCGACGUCAAGAAUACUGGAUCUGUUGUUGGAACAGAGAUUCCGCAGCUGUAUCUGGGGUAUCCGAGUGGAAGUGGGGAACCGCCCAUGGUCCUGCGUGGAUUCGACGAGGUCAAGGAUUUGGGAGUCGGACAGAGCAAGACUGUGACCGUGUCGUUGACGCUUCGAGAGAUUAGUAUUUGGGAUGUUGUACAGCAAAAGUGGACGAGGCCUGCUGGGACAUUUACGGUGUCUGUUGGAGCGUCCAUCAAGGAUAUUCGACUCACUGGAACGUUCUAA